CGGUUAGCCUGUCGCAGCUAGCCGGCUAAGAGCAGUUUGAGCUGAAGUUGUCCGUUAACGUGGAGCAGGUCGGUUUUUAACGGUUUCCCGGGACUGAACAGGGUGAAAGCGGCAGGUUAUUAUCAGACAUUUAACACUGGAACAUGUUUUAUUUGUUACCGCCGUGUUUUGAUUCGUCAUGUCGCUGCUACAACCAACAUGUAACCUGAGAAAGAGCCGGGCUCAGGUGAAGGUGUGAGACAGGUGUCCGUGUUCAGAGACGGGCAGUGGUCUCCUCCCCGGUGGACACGGGUCCAGGUCCAGGUCCGUCUCUGCUCCAGACUCCAGUCAGAGAUCUGCAGGUGUUAACCAGCUACUACCUCUGCAGGACACGAUUCAGGACAGAGAAGAAGAAGGGUUUUGGAGGCGGUUGCCAUGGAGCCGGCCUGGCGUCAGCAGGGCCGGGGCCGAGGCCGGAGCCAGGAGGGUCCGGCUGAAAGGUCACGACCUCCACAGAAAGAGAAGGAGAGGCCGGGAGGCUCAGUAGCAGGAGGAGGAGGGAGGAUGAAGGCCGCCGCAGCACCUGGACCUGAAGCUCCACACGGUGUGUCGGUCCAGACCAAGUUCGAGGAGAUCAGGAAGUCCAACCAGGCUGCUGCUCAGCGAUUGGUGGAGAGCCGUAUCAGCUCCUCCUCCUCUGAUGAGGACGACGACGAUAAUGAUGAUGAUGGAAAUGUUGACCACAAGGAUGGAAAGAGAGGGAAGAUCCUGGCGUCAACCUUCACCACCUACACUGACCAGACAGGUGGGGAUGCCACAGGUCUGGUCCGGACCGGUCAGUACGUCAGUGACCUGUUUCAGUCCGGAGCUCUCACCUGUCUGAUCUGCAUCGCCUCCGUGAAGAGGACGCAGCCGGUGUGGAGCUGCUCCAGCUGUUUCUCCCUCUUCCACCUGCCCUGUAUUCAGAAGUGGGCCAGAGACUCCGUCUUCCUCGUCUCCUCCGUCACUGACGAAGACUUCGGGCAGAAGCAGCACCCCUGGCCGUGUCCAAAGUGUCGGGCUGAGUAUCCUCCCAGCGCCACGCCCAACAGGUACACGUGUUACUGUGGGAAGCUGCAGGACCCUCCAGCUGACCCCUGGUUGGUUCCUCACUCCUGCGGCUCCAUCUGUCAGAAGGAGCUCAAACCCACCUGUGGACACACCUGUCUGCUGCUCUGUCACCCCGGUCCCUGUCCUCCCUGUCCAAAGAUGGUGUCGGUUUCCUGUAUGUGCCGCAAAGCUAAGCCCCUCCCCCGUCGCUGUAGCAACAAGGCCUGGUCCUGUCAGCAGCAGUGUGGCAGGCUGCUGCCCUGCAAACAGCACACCUGUUCACAGCCCUGUCACACAGAGUGUUCUCCCUGUCCCAGAGUCAGUGUUCAGAGGUGUGUGUGUGGCAGAGAGAAGACAGAGAGACCCUGUGCCAGCCCCCAGUGGAACUGUGAGCAGGUGUGUGGCUCCGCCCUCUCCUGUGGGAAUCACACCUGUGAGGUCGUGUGUCACGAUGGAGUUUGUCCUCCGUGUCCUCGCUCCGUCAGCAGAGCCUGUCCCUGCGGCAAGACCAAGUCGUCUCUGCCGUGCACAGAGGAAGUGUUGCUGUGCGGCGACACGUGCGAUCGCCGUCUAUCAUGUGGAAAACACACCUGUUCAAUGAGGUGUCACCGAGGGAGCUGUGAGACCUGCAGACAGGAGGUGGAGAAGGAGUGCAGGUGUGGGAAAUACAGGAAGUUGAUGCCGUGUCAUAAAGAAUACCUGUGUGACUCCAAAUGUCCAAAGACCAGGAGCUGCCAGAGACACCAGUGCAGGAGGAAGUGUUGCCCUGGUAACUGCCCCCCCUGUGACCAGAGCUGUGGUCGAACUCUGGGCUGUCGAAACCACAAGUGUCCCUCCGUCUGUCACCAAGGUAGCUGUUAUCCCUGUCCAGAGUCGGUGGAGAUCAGAUGUACCUGUGGUUCUACGAGCCUGUCUGUCCCCUGUGGACGAGAGAGGAGCACCAAGCCACCUCGCUGCAAGGAGGCCUGCAGGUGUCCCCCGUCCUGCCACCACCUGACCAGAGAGCCUCACAGGUGCCACCCCGGGCCCUGCCCCCCCUGCAGACAGACCUGCCUGCUGCCGCUGCCCAGGUGCAGCCACACCUGUCCACAGUCCUGCCACGACCUGGUGCUGGUCAAGUCCCAGCAGGUUCAGUUAGCAGGUCCGUGGGAGCAGCCGUCUGAACCAGCGUUUGUGAAGAAGGCUCUCCCCUGUCCGCCGUGUCAAGUACCAAUACCAACCGCCUGUUUUGGAGAACAUGAGGUCAGUCCGGUGCCGUGUCAUCGUCGGGGUCGGUUCUCCUGCAAACGACCUUGUGGACGACCUUUGACCUGCGGAAACCACAACUGCAGCAGGGAGUGUCACCUGGUUACCGACGGCAACAAGUGUGAGAAGUGUGACGAGGGCUGCUCUAAGCCCCGCCCUCCUGGCUGUCCCCACUCCUGCGCCCGCCCCUGUCACCCCGGCAACUGCCCCUCCUGCAGCCAGAUGAUCCGCCAACGCUGCCACUGCAAGAUCAGUAUGCUCUACGUGGAGUGCACGAAGUUGACAUCAGCUGAUAAACAGACGAAGAAGGAGCUCGGCUCCUGCAACAACCAGUGUCCUAAAGAGCUGAACUGCGGUCAUCGCUGUAAGCAGGUGUGUCAUCCAGGCGUGUGCGAGGAGAAAUGUCAGCAGAAGGUGAAGCUGCGUUGUCCCUGCAAGAGGAUCAAGAAGGAGUUCCCUUGCUCACUGUCGGAUCAGUGUGUUCAGUGUGAUGAAGCCUGCAGAGACCAGCAGAGGAAAGUCAGCCAGCUGAAGGAGGCGGAGCAGAGAGCAGCUCAGGAGGAGGAGCAGAAGAAACUUCAGGAGGAGCUGGAGGCGUUCGAGAAGCGUCAGCAGCGAGGAGGUCGCAGGAGUAAGAAGCGGGGGAGGAGGGAGGAGGUGGACGACGAGCGGGGGAGGGCGGGGAGGUGGUGGAAGAGAUGCGCCGCCUUUGUCCUCGUCCCGCUGGGGGGAGCGCUGCUGUCGGCCGCCGCCUACUACCUCCUGACCACGGCCUGAACCGACGCGUGAACACGCGUGUCGACAGGAACAUGUGAGCGCACGGCUGCCUGUCUGUCCACUCUGGUUCUAUGUUCACUCUGCUGUCAUGUUUCUGUUCACACCGCUGCCUCGACGUCUCUUCUUCUUCUUUGUCUUAAUUCAGACUGUUUUACUCCCAGUAAUAUCAGUCGUUAUAUUCAACUGUUUCUAUUUUCAUAGUUUUAGUUUUUAGUUUGUUCCUGUUGAAAGUUUCAUGACGUUUGAGUUUGAUUUAAAAUACAUUAUGUGACGCCUGAGUUUCAUACUGAUGCCACAAAUGGAAACAAUUAGGGCUUCAACUGACGAUUAUUCUCAUAAUCAAUUAUUCUGUCAGUUAUUUUCUUGAAGAAUAGAUUAAUUAUUUGGUCCAUAAAACUGCAGAAAACGAUGAAUCAUGUCAUCAAAUGAUCCAAAACCUAAAGAUAUUUAAUUUACUGGAACUUUAAAACAAAGAAAUGUGAGAGAAAGAAGUGACACAAAUGAAAACUGUGGACAGAUGUGAAGCCUCGUCUCUCAGAGGCUAAAGUUGAUGGUUUGGAGACUCUCCACCUUUAAAGUUUAGUCAGAACUGAUCAACACUACAUUGAUUAUCAGUAACUUAUCAGUUUACAGAAACUGGGACGAACACAGAGACAACAGUUAAAACGUUCAGAAUUGACACAGUAUUUUAAAGAUUGUUCAUGUUAAUUCAGCUUCAAUAUUCUCGUUGAUGAUCUGUAUAUUUCAGAGUUUGUUGAUCUAAAAUAGAAAUGAAUUUUGAAACGUUUUCAGUCUCUAACUGAUCUUGAACUGUAACACAGGAGGUUUCUGAUUGGUUCAUUAUUGGGUUGAAUAAAAGUCUUAUAAUAUUUUGUUGUGAAGAUUUCUCAGUGAGAGAAAUCCAUCAGAUAGUGAGAAGAAGUCUUUUUUCUUUGGUGCUGAAAUGUUUGGAUGUUUGGAUUUA
Messenger RNA from Seriola dumerili (greater amberjack), 4054 nucleotides. It is a transcript of the gene nfxl1, whose product is annotated as nuclear transcription factor, X-box binding like 1. The transcript has 25 exons. The record is from RefSeq and is a predicted model, not a curated record. Bases 415 to 3090 code for a protein of 891 amino acids. Gene Ontology annotation, cellular component: nucleus. Gene Ontology annotation, biological process: regulation of DNA-templated transcription. Gene Ontology annotation, molecular function: zinc ion binding; DNA-binding transcription factor activity, RNA polymerase II-specific; RNA polymerase II transcription regulatory region sequence-specific DNA binding. NCBI's taxonomy places the organism in Eukaryota, Metazoa, Chordata, Actinopteri, Carangiformes, Carangidae.